Molecule: messenger RNA, 760 nt
Organism: Halichondria panicea
Lineage: Eukaryota; Metazoa; Porifera; Demospongiae; Suberitida; Halichondriidae
Product: alpha-endosulfine-like
Exons: 3
Coding region: 133-534 (133 amino acids)
Source: RefSeq, a predicted model, not a curated record
AAUCAACUACUUCUUGCCAGACCAGCACUUUUUGACACAACAAGUACGUCAGAGAGCUAGCCUCCUUACAUUUAAUAUUACAAGCCUCUUGAGCGUGAGUGCGUGCAAUACUGUAGCUUAUCCAGCAGAAGGAUGUCUAAGACACCAGUGAUUGAACUCCCUCCUGAUGAUAAGGAAAAUGGAGAAUCAGGCAAUAAGAAAGAGGAACCAGUGGAUCCUAAAGAGGCUGAUAAAAUGGCGGAGAAGGAGUUCAAGAGCAAAUAUCCGUCGUUUGGGACCCGCCCAUCUGGCAUGGCUAAACGAAAGAUUUCCGCUGCCGGAGGCAAACAGUACUUUGACUCCGGUGAAUACAACAAGAGUGCCUCAAAGAAAGAGCGUCAACAGAUGAGCUCGCUACCACAUGCAAUGAACCCUAAGAGCAUCCACUCACAUCCGUCUGGUAUACCACCACAUUUGGCUCACAUGAGAGCGAAACCCAAGGCACCACUACCAAGCAGUCUGGCAGGCCCCUCAAAAAGCCCACCGUCCGAUUAAACUAAAUUAAAGUAUAGAGCACUUCUAUAUCUUAGGAUUGUAUAUUUCUGGCACUUUUUCAUCUACCUAUAGUUAUAUAAUUAUACCGAUCUUUGUGUCUACAAUUCUCUCCAUUAGAGCAUGAGUUAGCAUAUCAUUAAUAGUUUUGCAUAUGAGAUUAGUUUCAUUUCACACUUUUGGUCUGUUUUAUGAGAAUUCAAAAAUAAUUUUAUCCAAUAAUCAAUAA